UGUUUUUGCACGGGAGGGAGUAGCGGGUUCCGGCGGGGCCUCGUGGUGCGGGCGCGGGAUCCCAGUGAGCUCCUUCAAGGACCGGCUCGGAGCUGGGAAGCCCAGCGAGAAAGGGUUAACUGUCAAGAUGGUACAUGCUGAAGCCUUUUCUCGUCCCUUGAGUCGGAAUGAAGUUGUUGGGUUAAUUUUCCGUUUGACAAUAUUUGGUGCAGUAACAUACUUUACAAUCAAAUGGAUGGUAGAUGCAAUUGAUCCAACCAGAAAGCAAAAAGUAGAAGCUCAGAAACAGGCGGAGAAGUUAAUGAAGCAAAUUGGUGUGAAAAAUGUGAAGCUUUCAGAAUAUGAAAUGAGUAUUGCUGCUCAUCUUGUAGACCCUCUUAACAUGCAUGUUACUUGGAGUGAUAUAGCAGGUUUAGAUGAUGUCAUUACCGAUCUGAAAGACACUGUCAUCUUACCUAUCAAAAAGAAGCAUUUGUUUGAAAAUUCUAGGCUUCUACAGCCUCCAAAAGGUGUUCUUCUCUAUGGGCCUCCAGGCUGUGGUAAAACAUUGAUUGCCAAGGCUACAGCCAAAGAAGCAGGCUGUCGAUUUAUUAACCUUCAGCCUUCAACACUGACAGAUAAGUGGUAUGGAGAAUCUCAGAAAUUAGCUGCUGCUGUUUUUUCUCUUGCCAUAAAGCUACAGCCUUCCAUCAUCUUUAUAGAUGAAAUAGACUCCUUUCUACGAAACCGUUCAAGUUCUGACCACGAAGCUACAGCCAUGAUGAAAGCUCAGUUCAUGAGUCUCUGGGAUGGAUUGGAUACUGAUCACAGUUGCCAGGUCAUAGUGAUGGGAGCGACUAAUCGUCCUCAGGAUCUUGACUCAGCUAUAAUGAGAAGAAUGCCUACAAGAUUUCAUAUCAACCAGCCAGCUCUAAAACAAAGAGAAGCAAUCCUGAAACUCAUUUUGAAAAAUGAAAACGUGGACAGGCAUGUGGACCUGCUAGAAGUUGCCCAGGAAACUGAUGGGUUUUCAGGAAGUGACCUGAAAGAGAUGUGUAGAGAUGCUGCCCUCCUCUGUGUCAGGGAAUAUGUUAAUUCUACAUCAGAGGAAAGCCAUGAUGAAGAUGAAAUUCGGCCUGUGCAACAACAGGACCUGCAUCGGGCGAUUGAAAAGAUGAAGAAGUCGAAGGAUGCAGCGUUUCAGAAUGUUUUAACACAUGUUUGUCUAGAUUAAGAGUAAACGUCAUUUGUGCAGAUAUAAGAACUGUUGAUUGAUCUGGUGACCAUCUCAUUUCCUGAUGACCUACCUGUGCUUGACCUAAAAGUUAGGUGAUAGAAAGGAGGAAGAUGAGGAAAAAGCGAACUCUGCUGUUCUCACGUAGCCAAGAGUUGUUUCUUCUUACAAGGAAUAUGGUUGGAAAGAAAUCUUGUGGCCUGAUUCAAGUGUUGAUAAUAUUUAUAAGUCCACCAAUAUCUGACUGAAUGGUUUAUACAUGCCUUUCCAGGACUUUUUCACACUGCCUGUACAGUUUGGCAUACUCCCUUGGCACCACUUACAUCUUCAUGAACUUACACAUUUCCUGCCCUACUUUGUCCUACUAAUUGUCACUGGGAGCCAACAAGUAGGGAUCUGGGGAGGAAAAGGGAGGGGGGACAAGUGACACCAGUUUUAUUGUAGUGAGGACCAGCAGCAGUCAUUUUCAUUAAGCCUUCAGGACAGAAAGGAGGCUGGGGGCUCAAGGAGGAAGAGAACCAAAAUGCAAGCCUUCCUGGAGGCCCCUGAAAGUACGUGUGGAAACAGGUAUCCUUUUUGCAUAUAGAAGUAGCAAUUGCUGAGGUCAGUGGAGGUAUGGGAGUUACUGCAGACGAACACAACUGCUUCCAACCCCACUGGUAAAACUCCUUGCGGGCACUUUGAGAAAAAGGGAGCAAGUUAAAAAAAAAUUUCAUUUCGGAUCCUCAGGCAAUGAAAUCCUGGGGAGAGGUCCCUAAGAAACCCGGUCACCUCUGAAAACAUCACUAGUGCUUGUGUCACUCCCAUCUAGAGCAGUUCUUGAAAUGACGUGGGUAAGGGCCACCAGCCUCGUAAUUAUGGUCUGAAAGAGUUGCUGCUGUUUCCAGUUAUUUGAAGUCACCGAGCCCUCAACAGUCAUGUGGUCAACCCACACUCAGUGUUACAGGCAGAGAAGCCCCGACGUUUAUUUUGAGAAAUUUAUUAACAUGAGGACAAGCAUCAGUUGUACAUACAAAUAUCAUUUGCACUGUGUGGUAUUAGAGCAGAAGAACAGUUAUAAAUAUAUUUAAAAAUCACAAACUAUAUGGGUUAAGGCACUAUAUCCUGUCUCAUGUUUUCAAUAAAUAUGCUGUUUUUUUAAAAAGGCAAUUAUGAGUACCUCCAAUUAGGUGAAUAUAGGCACUCUAUUAUUAAAGACAGUCAGUUACACUUUGCUGUGACGAUUGUAUAUUAUUCUCAAAAGAACUUUCAUUAGCUAAGAUUAGCAUUUAAGAAAACAACACAGAAUAUUUAAAAAAAUCACAGUUUUCUCUUUCCAGUUUAAGUCUCUUCCAGAGAGACCCAUGUACAAAAGGUACUGUUUCUUCAUAUAUCCCUUAGCACAAGGAAUUACACAUAAAGUAUAAAAAGAUUGCCUCCCAGGAAGUAAAGCCAUCAGAGGGGCUGGAUGUCUCAGAACCAGCAAUAAAUCUUUGGAAAAAGUUUUUCCUUUUUUUUUUUUUUAACUGCAAUAAAAUCAGCUGAGUUUUAAAAACUCGACCUUUCAGCAUCCAAGAAGGCUGCUUUGUAAGUGCCCUCUAUUUAAGGAGCUUUACUAAGCAGUUGAGGGGAAUCAGACCUGGCUCCUGUAUUGUACAGUAUAGACCGAGUUCAGAGAGGGAGUCACGUGGCCUGGGUGCUCAUUCAGUACCACCAGUACUUCCUGAUUAUGCCCAUUUUCUGUUUUUGCUGCCAUGCCCAGCAGCUCACCAAGCAUGUGCUCACGCUUUGUCUUAGUUUGGUCACCUGUCAGGGGACAGGGUUGCAUUCGAUGGUUUCUGUGGUCUUUUCCAGUUUUAGCAGCUCAGUAAUCUGAUGGCACGAAUGGUUUUCAGUUAUAGCAGCU
Messenger RNA from Myotis brandtii (Brandt's bat), 3098 nucleotides. It is a transcript of the gene ATAD1, whose product is annotated as ATPase family, AAA domain containing 1. NCBI's taxonomy places the organism in Eukaryota, Metazoa, Chordata, Mammalia, Chiroptera, Vespertilionidae. The record is from RefSeq and is a predicted model, not a curated record. Gene Ontology annotation, molecular function: ATP binding; ATP hydrolysis activity. Gene Ontology annotation, cellular component: mitochondrial outer membrane. Bases 128 to 1213 code for a protein of 361 amino acids. The transcript is spliced from 11 exons.